AAACGAACCUUUUAACAGACUCUCUCUCUCUCUCUCCAUCUCUCUUCGUCCCCAAAGCUACUCUCUUCUCCCCUUCUCUGUCCAUUUCUCUCUGUCCCCAAAGCUAUGGCAGAUGAUAUGGAUUCUGAUACAUGCGUCGGCUUCAAGCGAACAAUCAAAGAUUCCGAAGAAACCCAAACUCUCCCGCAACGCUCUGAUUCUCCGUCUGCAAUUCCAGAACAAGAUAGCCACUCGUUUGAGAUCGUUUCUCCUCUGAAACAAGACGCAGACUUCAUCGAAAAGAGCUCUCCUUGUUUGGUCUCCGAGUCCUCCAAGAAGGACAAGAGUUCACCUCACGGCCAAGUCUCUGAGACCCAUCUUGAAGAACUUCAAGAAAUUCCCAAUUCUGCGAAUGAAAAGCUCGUAUCUUUGGGUUUCGUUUCUGGGUUUCCUGCAUCUGAUGGAGUUGCCCAAGAUUUCAUGGGAAAUUGCGAGGUGGGUCUUGUUUCUGAUGGUGAAUUCGUGACAACUGAGACUGCAAAGACUCUGGAUGAUGAGAAGAAGGGUGAAGGCGAAGUGGGUUUCUCUGGCAUUCAAAAGUUGAUGCAAGAAACGGAGUCUGCAACUGAGUCUUUCGAAAAAGCAGCGGAAUCUCAGAGCUCCCUGGAAGCGAAGAAGAAGCAAUUACUGGAGGAAGUGGAAGCAAUGCUUGCGCCUGCAGAGAAGGCGCAGGUGAAAACUGCUGCUGAUGGGUCUGUUGGUUCUUUCAAGAUUGAAGUAAUUGAUGAUACUGCAUUGAUGAUACUCCCUGGCAAUGGCCGUGGGAAGGAGUUGGGUUGUGCACAGAGGAAUGGAAACAAGAAUGCAAAGCAAGAAAUGAAUGGGAAAAAAGCAAGAGCUGCAGCGCGAAAGGAAAAGGUGGCGAAUCGUCUGGUUGAAGCUCGUAGCCUGAGUUUAGAGAAAGAGAAAGGAACCAAGAUCAUUUACUCGAGGAAGGAGUUGGAGGCCAUGCGGUUUGUCGAUGUGGGGGAAAAGGAAAAAGUGGCGCAUUGUCUGGUUGAAGCUAGUAGCCUGAGUUUUGAGAAAGGGAAAGGAACCAAGAUCAGUUACUCGAGGAAGGAGUUGGAGGCCAUGAGGUAUGUCAAUGUGGUGGAACAGAAGAAACUGUGGAAGGAUAUAUACAGUGGCCUUGGGCCAGUCGUGGCAAAGGAGUAUGAUGAUAUGGCAAGUGCUAAGCAACAGAAGAACACCCACAAUAACUUUGAGCAUCGCAAACGCUUUGAGAAGAUGGAAGCGGGACCUGGUAUUCUUGGGGAAUCAUUUUCGGAAAAUGUGGACAUUGAAUUAGAAAACUUGGUGAAUAAUGAAACUCAAGAUGCAAGUGCCCUGGACCCUUUUUGCAGUUACAGUGCUACUGAUGAAGACGGCCACCCAUUUCAAGAAAAAGAGUGCACUGAGGAUUAUGACAGUGACGAAGAUUAUGCUAGCAUUCAGAGACCUGCCUUUGCAGUUGAUGGAGAACCCAAUUUUGAGUCUGGUUCACCAGAAGAUGGACUUGAGUAUCUUAGGCGUGUCAGGUGGGAAGCUGCCCAAAUUCCGAAAGUGAAGAUAGCCAAGGUUGAUAGAAGUAAAUUUAACAAGGAGCAGAGUGCUUAUAUGCCCAAGAUUCCUGAGAUUGCCAAGUGUCCAGAACAAUUCAUGCCCCUGAAACAGUGGGAGGAUGCAUUUCUUGCGGAAUUUUCAGAGCUAAGGCUGGCUCUGUCUGGUUUUGAGGGUUCUCAUGCAAGCACGUCUCGAGGUCCCCAAUCAAACAUUAUUCUUCAUGGAAAAUUUGAAAAGUUACUUAAUGUAGAAUCCAAGGAAGUUGACUUCAACUGGCUUCAGGACUGUUCCAUCGUUGGGAGCUCCACAGAUCAGCCAUCCUUGUCAAUUAAUUCAGAAAAUAAUGCCUCACUUCCUGCCGAGAACUCAAGUCCCAAGCUUUGUGUGACUCAAAGUUCCAGCGACACCCCCUUGUUGUCGGUGAUCUUAAAAAUGGACUCUGUAGCUCGAGUGUCAAUGUUGAGAAAACGCAUAAAAGCGGUAGAGGACAUGACUACUCUGUCAAGGAAUGAUUGCCUGUGGCUAUUUGCACUCUGUGCGGUAGUUGAUAUGCCACUAGAUGCUGAUACCAGCGCUUCUCUUCGGAGUCUGCUUAGGAAGUGCGCUGCCUUGCGAGCUGCAAAGUCUACACUUGACGACGAGGCAGUAAUGCUGAACAUUCUUGCCACGAUUUCAGGUAGAUAUUUCGGGCAGUCGGAAAACUGAAGCUUGCUGUAAUCUUUUAAAUAAAUCUUGUACUCUUGGAAGUUAUAGCAAGACUACCUGAAGGUUCAAAGUCGUUGCACAUUACAAUACAAAUAGCCUAAUUUAUUCAGUAGUUUUAUCACUGUAAUGUUUUGUAUUAGUAAUGUAGUACCAUAAACAAUCUUACUGAGAAAAGAUUGUGAGUUUUGCUUU
Messenger RNA from Malus domestica (apple), 2478 nucleotides. RefSeq lists its product as uncharacterized. Gene Ontology annotation, cellular component: SMN complex; nucleus. NCBI's taxonomy places the organism in Eukaryota, Viridiplantae, Streptophyta, Magnoliopsida, Rosales, Rosaceae. The record is from RefSeq and is a predicted model, not a curated record. Gene Ontology annotation, biological process: spliceosomal snRNP assembly.